Molecule: messenger RNA, 5057 nt
Organism: Diceros bicornis minor
Lineage: Eukaryota; Metazoa; Chordata; Mammalia; Perissodactyla; Rhinocerotidae
Gene: ZDHHC20
Product: zinc finger DHHC-type palmitoyltransferase 20
Exons: 13
Coding region: 42-1139 (365 amino acids)
Biological process (GO): synaptic vesicle maturation; peptidyl-L-cysteine S-palmitoylation; protein targeting to membrane
Cellular component (GO): endoplasmic reticulum; Golgi apparatus
Molecular function (GO): protein-cysteine S-palmitoyltransferase activity
Source: RefSeq, a predicted model, not a curated record
CACGGCCGCGGGGCCCGGGGUGCUGCAGUGGGCGGCGGAACAUGGCGCCGUGGACGUGUUGGCGCUGCUGCCAGCGCACGGUGGGCUGGGUGCCGGUGCUCUUCAUCGCCUUCGUGGUCGUCUGGUCCUACUACGCGUACGUGGUGGAGCUGUGCGUGUUUACUCUUUCUGGAAAUGGAGAAAACGGAAAGGCCGUUGUUUACCUUGUGGCUUUCCAUCUGUUCUUUGUUAUGUUUGUAUGGUCCUAUUGGAUGACAAUUUUCACACCUCCCGCUUCCCCCUCCAAAGAGUUCUACUUGUCCAAUUCUGAAAAGGAACGUUAUGAAAAGGAAUUCAGCCAAGAAAGACAACAAGAAAUUUUGAGAAGAGCAGCAAGGGACUUACCUAUCUACACCACGUCGGCUUCAAGGACCAUCAGAUAUUGUGAAAGAUGUCAGUUGAUUAAACCUGACCGUGCGCAUCACUGCUCAGCAUGUGACAUAUGUAUUCUUAAGAUGGAUCAUCACUGUCCUUGGGUGAAUAACUGUGUGGGAUUUUCUAAUUAUAAAUUCUUCCUGCUAUUUUUAUUGUAUUCCCUAUUAUAUUGCCUUUUCGUGGCUACAACAGUUUUACAGUGCUUUAUAAAAUUUUGGACGAAUGAACUCUCAGAUACACGUGCAAAAUUCCACAUACUUUUUCUUUUCUUUGUGUCUACAAUGUUCUUCAUCAGCGUCCUGUCACUUUUCAGCUACCACUGCUGGCUAGUUGGAAAAAAUAGAACGACAAUAGAAUCAUUCCGUGCACCCACAUUUUCAUAUGGACCUGAUGGAAAUGGUUUCUCUCUUGGAUACAGUAAAAAUUGGAGACAAGUCUUUGGUGAUGAAAAGAAAUAUUGGCUACUUCCAAUAUUUUCAAGUUUGGGUGAUGGUUGCAGUUUUCCAACUCGCCUUGUGGGGAUGGAUCCAGAACAAGCUUCUAUUUCAAACCAAAAUGAAUAUGCCAGAAGUGUUGGCUCAAAUCAACCCUUUCCUGUCAAACCACUUAGUGAAUCAAAAAACCGAUUAUUGGACAGUGAAUCUCAGUGGAUAGAGAAUGGAUCUGAAGAAGGCAUUGUCAGAUCAGGGACAAAUAACCAUGUUACAGUGGCAAUAGAAAAUUGAGUACUACUUGUUCAUAACUAACCAAUUGAAUAAGAGCAAGGUUUGUAAAGACAUCUUAUGGACCAAUAUUCUCAGUUUUAUUUGCAAGAAUGAUCAAUGGAAUGAAAUAAUUGAAGUAUAACAGAAGAUGUGUUUUUUUAAAAAGGAAGCCUUCGUACAGAUCGUUAGACCCACAGAAGCACUACUCUAGAGCAGAAAGAUGCCUUAAUCUUGAAUAAGCCCAUUUGUGCAACAUUGACCUACAGCUACAAGAGCGACUUAAUUUUACUUUGGAAAUAACACUAUGAGAUGCUAUAAUAUGAGCUAUCAAAUCACACAUUAACAUGGUAUAUGUAUUUUUUUGAUACCUGAGUUACAUUAUUAGAGUUGUUUCUUAGUAUCCGUAUAAAUUUUCACUCCAGAAACACAAGCUAAAAACUUAAGUGAAGUACAUCUAGGGCAGUAUGGUGGCUGAAAAUGAAUAAUAAUAUCCAAAUUACUGUUGCUUGUAUUGUGUAAGGACAAGAAAAUAACUGCUUUUUUUUAAAUUGGGUGUUUGCUAAUUUAUAAUUAGUUUUAUACUUUUCAACAUUUUUAAUAAAGAUUUCUUUAUUGUUGGCUAUAAAACAACACUCAGAAGGAUUCAGAUAUCUGAAUAUAAUCAUUUAAAACAUGGAGCACAUUUGUAUAAUUCAUUGAAGCUUAGUUCUGAGCAUUAAUACAACCAUGUAGUAGUGUCUUGCCCAAGGCUGAAACGACUUGGCAGUUUAAGAACUUUUUUGUUUCUCUCUGCUUUCAAAUUACUUUUUUGUUGAACUUUCAUGGGUAUUUAUAUGGGCAGGAAAACACAAAGGUACACGUGGUAUAGAAAUAUUGGACACAGCAGGACUAUGUGGAAGUUUCGGCUAGAAGAAAAGUAUAAAGAGAAAGAUAGGCAGGCUAUUGUAAGCUGUUAAAUAUUUUCAGUCCUAAGGUAUUUAGAAUGCAACAUGCUGUUGGGUUGACUUGCAAAUUUCAAUUUAGGUAAUGACUAAAAAUUACUUUGAAACUUUUUGUAGUAAUCCUAUAACAGCUUAAACAGUGACUUAAAAUACAGUUUGAACUAGGAUAAAACUGUUUAGCAUAAUACUGCUCUCAGCAAAGAAAUUAUAACCUGAGUAGUCAUUUAAAACUUCUGGUCUCUGAGAGGUAGAUUCCACUCUUAAAUGCAAAAUUUUAAAUCUGACUUCCUAACAGCAACCCCUUUUUGCCUAGACACAACCACUUUUUCCUUUUGAAAUCCAGUCUCAAUGACAGGAAUUGUUGCAUUAAUUCUAAAGAAGAAUACAGUUAGAUGUUACUUAUAGUUACAAUGUAGACAUGUUACUCCUCAUUUAUACUGUUUAGUCAGAUACACACACACAAACCAAAAUGAUUGAUUGCUUCCAGUAGUGGGAAGAGAUAAUCUUAACCAGCAUCAAGAGUUGUAGUUUCCCUAUCUGUAAAAUGGGAUGGGGGGCCGUGUUAUGAAGGAGUUGGGCUGGAUAACCUCUAAUGUUCUUUGAUUUUUAAUUUUGCAAAAUAACCUUACUUUCCAUUCAUCCAACAAAUAUUUUUGGAGUACCUUCUGUACACCCAACAAUAUACUAGGGAUAGCUCUGUAAUUACCCAAUGUAGCAUAAAUUUUAUGGUCAGCUAUUCUGGAUUUACAAUUUAUUUACAAUUACAAUUUAUAGGAUUUGUCUAAUUCCAUUGGCUAUACUAACAUUAGAUUUUAAAAGGAGGUAACAUUUUUUCCCCUUUGAAGCAAAGGAAUGAGUUAUCUUUGAAAAUAUAAUUUAGAAUAGUAUAAUAUGAAUUCUUCUGCCUUUAUUUCAACUCUGUAACCUUAAUAAUCUUGAUUCCAGAAAACUUUUAAAUAUGAGAGUUAAGGGAUAUCAGUUACCAACCAAAAACAUCAUUUCAGUUUGGGAGUUUGCAUAUUAUAAGGAAAUAGUAAAUGUUUCAACUCAUUCGACUACUUGCAGAGAUGUUCGCCUGGUACUUUUUGUAUGUCCACAUUUAGAUCACAGGAUUUGCAUGCACCUGAUUAACAACUGAGGAAACAUAAUUUUCCUCUUUAACCUAUUGAGGCACGUUUGUGGGGUUGUAAUCUUUCUCAGUUCUUUUAAUUUCUGUUAUUUAACAUCAUAUUUAAUAGCAUAGUAAACACCUUUUCAGAAAUUUUCAAUUAAAGCCUUUCACUUUAGUUCUCUUUGGUUUAAUUUAUGGCCAACAUUUUGCCACAUUCUAGAUAAUAUUUGGCUGAGUUUAUUCAUAUAUAUUAAUGACCAUUCAACAAGGGCCUACAGGAUGGGAAUCAGGGAAAGGCUGCCUCUUUGGUAUUUCAACUGGUAUUGAUCAGUGUGAGCAACUCUGGGGAGAAAAAGUCAAAAUGAAGCCUUGUCAAAAUUUAUUAAUGCUAUCUUUGGUCCUUCAAACACUUGAACAUUUGUGAUGGUAUUUAAGGAAAGUGAAGUUGAAUUUCAGGUAUUGCCACUGCCAUUAAAAACAAAUUGGACAGGAGACUUGGUUUUACCUGGGUACAAACUUACUUGAAUAUUCAAGACAUCUGACCAGUACCACCAUGCCAAACCGAAGAGCAGCUGCAGUGUAGUCAUUAUUAAACACGAACUGUUUGCAAAGUUUAGUUUCAUCUUUACAUAUGGAUGAUUUUUAAGUCUUUUUACAUAUUUAGUGGUUAAUUUAACUAUAAAGUUAGUUUAAAUCAAAUAUGCAAUGUUUACUUGAAUUUUAUUUCUAUUAGAAAGCGGAUUUUAACUAUGUUUACAGGAUUGUUUAAAGGUUAUCAGACAUGUGAGUUUCCACUCAGUAAUCUUUAAAGCAAAUGUAUAUUAAGGGCUUCACGUUGGGAUCUGCGUAUUUGGGGCACUAAAUAGACAGUGACUUACAAAUAUGCUUCACUUACAUUUUGUUCUAGGACUAGCACUGCUAUCAAUGGAAAGUAUUUUUAACUAAUCUGUUAUUAAGAAAUUAAUGAUAUUUUUGCAUUGCAGCCAAAAUAAAUACCAUAUCUUAAUAAUCUGUAAGGUACAGGUAAUAUAUAAUACCUGAAAUCCAUGUGUUUCAUAUGAUCUGAACUAUAUUUUCCAAUUUAAAUUAAAAAUGCAACAUAGAUUCAGAAAGGUCCAUAUUUUUCUAAUGACUUCACUUUAUAUUAUUUUGUUGGGUUACAUAAAAAAGCAAAGAAUUGUAUUUGUAUUAAAAGCUUAAGAAAGUCAAGUUUACUAUAUUUGUACAUGAUUGCACAUGAUUCUGUGCCCCUUUCAAAGAAACGAUGGACACUAUUUUAAAGUGAUCUUUAAUAUGCUUUUAUAUAAACAAAUUUGAAAUACAGUUUACUUUGGUUGUCUUUACUUAUCAAGUACCAUCAGUCUUGUAUUUGUUUCUCAUAAGUAUAACUCUGGACCAUGACUUAAUGUUAACUCUUUGCUUUGUCUUUUGGAUGGCCUAACCUACAUUAACAUGAACGCUGAACAUUUUUAAGCUUUUUUUUCAAAAAUCAUAAUAAUAAUUUACUUUAUUAAUAAAUUUAAAAGUCCUGUAUUUGAACAGUUUGUUGUUGUUGUUGUUGUUAUAAAGUGGUAUUUACCAAAUGAGAGAAUAACUUAUUUUGCUCAUCUUGAAAAUCUGGUAAAAGAGUGUGUAGGGAAAGAGAUUUGACUAAUGAUCUGGGGUGAACACAUCUAAGGUAUUAUUUGGUGCAACAACAUUGUAGUUUACCUAGGCCAGAGGUGUAGAUUGCUUUAUUCAAAAAGAUUUUAACUUAGCUUUUACUGAACAUAAUUUAAUUUUGAAUUCAGAAGUCACUUUAAGAUUGUAAGUGCCUUCAAAACAGUAUAAAAGUUGUAAAAUUGUGGUUGUCAAAAUGCUGAAUAAUAAAUUUUAUCUUGUGUAGAA